CUGCUAGAUUUCUUGUUUAUUUGACGUUCUUCAUUUUCCGUUGAUCAAGGAGGGGAUUUACAGGAAUCAAUCGUGGAAAUCGCGUGAACAGGGUUUUAAUACAAUUGUAAACGAACGCUAUCAAUCUGGAAGUCCUACAAGUAACCCGUGGGGACGCCGAGAUGACGUCCGUGGCUAGGAGGCGAGAACAAGACGACUCGGGCGAAUACUCGGAUGCAUCACAAGAUAUUGAGCAGAAUAACUCAGGAAAUGAUGGUGGUCAGCAGGAGUCUGAUUAUGACUCUCAGGGAAGUGACUCUGAACAUUCAGACGGGGAUCCAGACAAACAGGAGACCGAGCGGCGAGUGGACGACGACGAAGACCGCAGCAACCCGCAAUAUAUUCCCAAGAGGGGAACUUUCUAUGAACACGACGACAGGACCGCAGCAAGCGGCGAAGAAUCAACCAACACAACAACAGAGACAGCCUCCGAGAAGAAGGAGGGCAGUGAGGCUCCCCCUGAGAGACGCCGCCCCCCUCGCAAAUCGGAGACCCUCAAUAAGUGGUCGCACGACAAAUUUAACGAGAAUGAGCAGAUGCCGAAAUCACGUGACGAAUUAGUCUCAAUUUAUGGAUAUGAUAUAAGGAACGAAGACGCGCCCCCGCACGCGCGACGAAAUCGAAGAUAUGGUCGUGGACCAAAUAAGUACACUCGUACUUGGGAAGACGAGGAAGCCUACAAGCGUCAGACGAUUCAAGCGACACAGAGAAAGCCCCCAAGCCCUGCUGACUUCCCCGAGUUGAAUGCUGUUAAUAAACCAGGCAGGAGACCACGCGCGAGACCUCGUUCGAAGUCGCAACCGGCGUCAAACGAUUCGUCCGAAAAUGGUUCGCAGUUAAGAAGAAAUGCUUCCAUAAAAACGCCUAAACAGAAACCCAUGAAGCCGAACGUACCCAAGACAGGUCCUAAACAGUCGAUGAAGGAUAAAAUACCAUUGGAGAAUCUCACUAUUACCGCUGGGCCAAAUAAUAACCAAGGUCAACCUCAGCGGAAAGUGAACACGACAGUGGCGCAGCAGAGACCGGUGCCCACCGAGCAGAUCAAGAAGAAACCAAUACCAGCGCAGAACCAGCCACAGAGUAACUCGACACAAAAACCACAGUCUCAGCAAAAACCACAAACGAAUGCUAAUGCUGAACCACGUGGCGGUAGUAAGCGUUAUAGUAGCCUUCGUCAACGUCCGCUUGCGGAACCUUAUUCACCACAGCAGCAACAGCAACAACAACAAGCACAACAGCAGCAGCAGCAAUCAUCACAACCACAACAACCGCAACAGCAGCAACAACAGCCACAGCAGCAACAACAGUCCCAACAGCAAACGCAAUCAUCUCAACAACAAUCUCAACAGACACAACAGCCCCAUAGAUACCAUGGCGAUUUUCCGGGGGGAGCUCCGGCGCCGCACCAGGGCAGUCCGGGCCCUCAGCUACACCCCACACAGAUCAUGCAUCCUCAAGUGAGACUGGGCAUCCUGGACCAACAGUUGGUGUCACAUCCGCACCACUCCAUGCACAACAUACCUCAACCGCACUCAAUAGGUCAGCUGCAACCUUCGCAAGCGUACGCGCCGCCGGCCAUGAUGCCCGCGCAGUAUAUGCAGCAAAACACUAGUGGAGGAGUGUUCGGAGCGGCUCCGCUGUACCAGCCCCCUGCAGCGUACCCCCACCAGAUGUAUCCGCAUCACAAUUAUGCGACGCAGGCGGGCGGCGUGACGUACUACAGCUGCGCCGAGCAGGAGACGGCCCCGCGCGCCGCGCGCCGCCCCACCGCCGCCAUCCCCAUCGUGCGCCCCGACAGGCCGGCGAACUCGUCCGAGAAGGACAACAUAGACAGGAUCGUGGAGAACAUGUUCGUGAGGAAACCCUGGCCGGCGACUCAUGGCGCCGAUGCAUCGAAAGAUAAACCACAAGAGACGAGAAAUUCUCAAGAGCCACAAAGCAAGGAGCCUUCUCAACCGAACAGCCUGACAUCCAGCUCGAUAUCGACCGACUCCAAGCCGGAGAGGACCGAGAAGGCGGAGAAGCCCGAGGAAAGUGAGGAAAGGACAGAGGAAACGGAGAGUGCGGAUGCCUGACGUGUAAUGUAUGAAUAUCAGAACUAUUUUAGCAGGAGAUAGUUAUCUUCGCGUGCAAACGAUUGGCAACUUUAAAGCCUUACAGUAUAAGGUGUAUUCUAAAACGAAUUUUCUAGUACUAGUGAAAUAAUGGUUAUUAUUUAAGCAUUUCGGUUAUUUUUGUCUCUUUUUUGACUUGGACUCUUUCGAAUAUAGGAGGAUUAUUUAAAAAAAAAAAAACUUCAAAAUUCCUUUCUAAGAAAUUUAGUAAUGGCAGGGUUUGUAUUUAUUUUUAUUAUGAUUGUUAUAUGUAAUUAAAAUAAGUAUAACCGUAUGACACUAGUACUGUAUGUUUGAAGUUAAAAAGUUGUCCGUGAUGUUUGCACAGCCUUUUCAUCUGUCUUUAUACAUAAGUAAUGAGUGAAAGAGACGGAGAAUGUUUCUCAAUAAAUUGUAAAGAAACAUAAUGUGUUCUUUCUCAUCAAUAUUUAAAAUUAAACACUUAGGAUUGUAUAGGAAGAGAGGGGGGAUUGGAGUGUGUUUGAAUUUCUCUUACUUAAAUAUGAAAUUGACUGUAGUCUAGGGAGGUUGAUCCGAAAAUGGUGUGAUUUAACAAAAAAAAUCGUAAAUCGAUGAAUCGAUCUGUCAAUUGGAUUAUGUUACGUUGGGGUGUGCUCUCGUAAGUGACGGUCUAAUUUUGCAAGAAAAAUAAUGCUUUGCCUUAAACGAUUCACAAAACCACGUUAAUGCUUAUCUUCGCAUUGAACGUAACAUUUUGUAAUCGAAUAAUCGAUUACUAAGAUAUUUCGUUAUACAAUAUCCUUCCCUGGACUAAAGGUAAAAUGGUUGCUUUCGUAAAACUCCAGUUUGGCAAAAGUGUGUAUGUCAAGUAUAUGAAGGAUAGUGAGAUGUUCUGAAGUUAAUGUUAAGGGGCCUAUAACCAUAAGUGUCUGUAGCUCAAUAGAUAGAACUAAAGGUCAAAUAGUAAGAGUUGUUUGGUCCGAAACGUAUCGUGACUUUUUUGUACGGAGCAAGUUUUACUAAUUAACCUUUUAUUUUACAUUGACAAUGAAAAGUCGAUAUUACGAAGAACAUUUCUAAAAAAAGGUCCCUAUAUGUGGUUCAGUGCCUCGAUUUAAGCUUUGUCACCAAGUUCAGGACUUGUGUGACUGGCUGUACCGUAGAACAGAGAUGACUUUUAGAAGUUGCAAGAUCUAAACUAAUCGAAAUAUCGCUAUCUCUUUCGAAUGUAUUGAGAUAAAUAAGACAGCAAUAUUUAUUUAUCGAUACAUAAGAAAGAGAUAGCGAUAUUUUAUUUAGAAAUAAAUUCAGUUUAGGGAUUGUAUUGAUCAAAAAUCGCACCGCUAUUCAACACAUUAUUAAGCACUAAAGAAAAUCUUAUCGCUGAGUAAUUUUUGUUCCAUAAGUAAUAUUAUUAAGAUAAAUCCCCUUCUGAAGUAUUCUCUGUUCUGUGGUUUUACCUAAUAGAAUUUUCUAAUUACUAUUCGGCUGUGUCAGCUCUGUUCGGAGUUGUAAAGAUAAUUAAUCAAUUUAACAUUUAGUACUUUAAAACUAGGUCUAGACUUCAUAUCCUAAUUUAAGGACCUAUUUUAAUAGUGUAAUUGUGAAUGGCCAAAACGUUUUACGGUAUAAAGAUAUUCCGGUUCGAUUAAAAUUGUAAUAAUUAGAUUAAUAUUCGAUAUAUUUUUGUAACUAUUGGGAGUUGUUUUAAAAUUAUGAAAUCACUACUUGUUCCAAUAUAAGCUGAUUUAUUUCGAAUAAUAAUGAGAGUGAAAACGGCCUGCGUUGCUCAAAUUGCAUUGUAUUGUAUAUUUGUAUAGCAAUGAUUGGUCAAACGUAUUAUGUUCGAUAUUCAAAAAAAUAUUUAAAAAAGAUUAUCUAUUUUUUUUUUUAUAACAAAUUUGAUGUAGCUUAUCGCAUUUCUGGCAACUAAGAUCUUAAGAGGUUUUAUUAAUAUAUUUGUUAUUGUUUAUAUAAAUAUUUUUCAGUUAUAUAAUAUACAAUAGUUUUAAAUAUGGCUUUGAUUACUUUGAAGGUUUAACUGUUUCUUUUUUGCUUCUUUCAUUUGGAUAACACACGAAGAUCGUUUGAAAUAUCUAUUUAAUACAAAUACACGCAAUAUAGAUUCUUAUCGCCUUUAAUAUAAGGCUGAAACUAGUUUAUAUUUCCCGGAACAUAAAGAUUAUAGAAAGAAACGUAAGCAAAGCUUGUAUACAUUGGAAAUCCUGACGAUUAAAUUCAGUUUAUCGUUAGUAUUGUUCUUAAUUUAAACUAUUUUUUUUUUUUAAAUUAAACUAUUCGUGGCAUUUAUUUUUAUAUAAAAAACCCAGUCAAAUGGUCAAAACGAUUGAAUAGUUUAUGUAUUGAUAUAUUUAAUUAUUCCACUGAUCAGGUGGUAUUCAGAUAAUUUGCUUGUCAUCUUUUUGUGUUUUUUUUUUUUUAUAUUUCGCGCGAGCGCAGAUUAUCUAAAGUUCAAGUAAUUUUAUACGUCAUUGUCACUUUGAAAUUAAUGCAUUUUUAAUCUAUGCACCACGUUAAUUGCGGAGAUACAGAUUAUCAAUAUUUAUAUUUUUCAAUGAAUACGCUAAAUGAAGGGAAUUGAUGAUAUUACUAGAUACUUGUUAUAGCUUCGUAUUGAUGCGUUUGUAUCGUUUCUUAGCUAACAACGUAUAAUAUGUUGAUGCUCCCAGUGGAUAACUAUAACAUAAUUUAUAUUUAAUGUUAUUAGAAAACCCUAAAACUGUAUUAAAAAUCAAGAGUUAUAUAAACGACUACAAGCUAGUGUUAACGAGUCCAAUCGACAUAGCUAUUAAGUUCCUAAAGAUCUGUAUUAGCAAUGAACAGUUACCAUUGACUACUUUUUCAUUUGGUCGUAUUUUAUUAAUAAAUUAUUAAAUUUUACUUUUUUUUUUAUGAAAAUAUGUUUGCUAAGUGACGAUAUAAGGCUAAACUAUAAAAAUGAAUUAUUUAAGUCGAAUGAUUUCACUGAUAUAAUUGAAACACACCAAUUCAUCAUAUGUUGACGCUGCUUUAUAUUCUUACGCAGUUAAAUCUUAAGGUAAUAAUUUUGUUUCUUAUAAUGAAAAGUAUAUUUUAUAAAUAUUCAAUUUCAAUAAAAUGUGUAUUAAAAUUAUAACGAAAUUUAAGAGUUGCGUUGCCAAGUCUUUUCAGCUAAAAGAUCUUACUUGAUACAAUUAAGUACGCGCUUUAUUGAAAUCAUCGUGUAUAUUGUCCCUAUUGAAAAUAUAUUGUAUAUCGCUGGAUUAUUUACUCUGUGGUCACAGCGAAAUGUGUAUUUAAAUAUAAUAAAAAAAUGCUCUAUGGCAUAGGAUGGGGUUA
This is a messenger RNA of Vanessa atalanta (red admiral), 5453 nucleotides long. RefSeq lists its product as uncharacterized. The record is from RefSeq and is a predicted model, not a curated record. The transcript is spliced from 17 exons. Gene Ontology annotation, biological process: mRNA processing. The coding region runs from base 162 to 2114 and encodes 650 amino acids. Lineage: Eukaryota; Metazoa; Arthropoda; Insecta; Lepidoptera; Nymphalidae. Gene Ontology annotation, cellular component: exon-exon junction complex. Gene Ontology annotation, molecular function: mRNA binding.